This is a messenger RNA of Anopheles nili, 1777 nucleotides long. RefSeq names its product vesicle-associated membrane protein 7 (gene Vamp7). Bases 136 to 831 code for a protein of 231 amino acids. Gene Ontology annotation, molecular function: SNAP receptor activity; SNARE binding. The transcript has 4 exons. Gene Ontology annotation, cellular component: membrane; SNARE complex. The record is from RefSeq and is a predicted model, not a curated record. Gene Ontology annotation, biological process: exocytosis; vesicle fusion. Lineage: Eukaryota; Metazoa; Arthropoda; Insecta; Diptera; Culicidae.
GAAGAGUUUCGCUAUUCCGUGUUUAAAAUUUAAUUCAAAUUAUUGGUGUUAUUGCGGAUGUAGGCAUAAGUCACCAAGAACAGCCGUGUGAGAAGACGUGUAUUGUCUAGCCCGCAGAGCAGAAGAGAAUUGAAAAUGCCCAUUUUGUAUAGUGUGGUAACACGUGGCCCGACCGUACUGGCCAGGUAUGCGGAAUGCGUCGGCAACUUCACAGAAGUUACGGAACAGAUCAUUCCUAAGAUACAGCUCGAAGAUCACAAGCUCACGUAUUUGCAUGGUAACUACUUGAUUCAUUACAUCUGCGACAACCGAGUUAUCUAUCUUUGCAUCACGGACGACAGGUUCGAACGAUCGCGAGCGUUUAUGUUUCUGCAGGACAUCCAUCAAAGGUUCAUAGCAACAUAUGGCUUGACGGUGGCCACUGCAAUUGCCUAUGCGAUGAACACGGAGUUCUCGCGCACUCUAGCCCAGCAAAUGCGAAACUACAACGAGGGUCUCCAGCAAGAUGCGAUAAGCCGAGUGAACGGGGAAAUCGGCGAACUGAAGGAUAUCAUGGUGAAGAACAUCGAAAACUUCACCAACCGAGGUGAACGACUGGAGCUACUCGUCAACCAGACAGAGAACCUGCACAGCAACUCCGUGACAUUCCGUCAAACGUCCCGCAACUUGGCUCGCACAAUGUUCUGGCGUAACGUUCGGAUGUACUUCCUCGUGGCCGCUAUUCUCCUGUUCGUGAUCUACGUUAUCGUGAGCAUGUCUUGCGGUGGAUUACUCUGGCAAAGCUGCAUCCAUUCGAACCCAGCUCCUCGAGAUCCACCGAAUGCCCUAUAAAUUAUCUGUCUUUCUUAUGUUGGCGGUGAGCUAAAUUCAAACGACAAACAACUAAUGAAUAGGGCUUAAUAGGAUUGAAUCGUACAUGAAAAGGGUUACGAGCUCCACAUGUGAGCCUUGUAGGGUAGACAGGUCCGUGUGAGCAUACGAGCACGAUAAGAAUGGUUUUGUUCCCCCUUAUGAAGUUUUCUGCAGUCGUUUCGGAAAUAUAAGAAGGCUUUGUGAUUGUAUCAAGAGCAUCGUUGAGUAUGCUUUUCGUAAUACAUAUUCGCCGUCUCUUGAUCAUGUUGUGAUGAAAAUUCCGAUAGAGUUUCCUGUUCGUUUUUAUAAAGGAAAUGUUUUCAAAUUCCGCUAUUCUGCAUUAGCGAAAACGUUGCACCAUUGUUGUCUUUACCUUACUUGGUUUUUCGUUUACUUGAUCAAUUUCAGCACAUUAUUGUUAUCCUUUGAUCAUUUUCUACACAUCAACUCUCAGUUAAUUUUUGUGAUACUUUUUAUGCGCGAAUGAAUGGUAGGCGUUGAUGUUUAAUGCGGUUUUAUUAAUAGUUGAAUAAACAUGAUUGGGUCACGAAUAAAAAUUUACAGUAAUGAUGAUGCAUUUCUGCAUCGACCUUAAAAACACGUCUCGGAAUUUCACGCGCACAAUCAUUUAUUCAUGAAUUAUUCUUAACUAGUAGCUAAUCUUGUUGAAUUCGCAGCAUAUAUUGUAUGCCAGCAUUGAUAACGGGUUGAUAUGGUUGCCGUUUCAACAUAGGCAUUUGAAAAAGUUUGGUUGAACAUUGUCCUUUCUGUUAAGUAGCAUAAAACUUAAAUCCAAUGGUGCAGAUAAUAUGAGCCUUUCUGAACAAAAUCAUCGCUAAGAAGAUCUGAGAUUUUUUAAAAGUAAUGGACGAAUAUAUAGAUUUACAUAUAAACUUACUAUACCAGAUAUUACUCAAUUCAUUAU